UUUUUCAGUCGACUGUCAACCGAACCCGAAGUGCUGUCAUCAUCUGCACCGAUCAUCAUUCUCCUUUCGUAGUGUUCAAAAAUGGCGAGUCGUGCUCCAAAUCGUCGUCCGGCGCAAGAAGUCGAUAAUACCAUCUCGUACGUCCAGUGCGAUGGCCUGGCUGCGAUGAAGAUGGUCAAACACUGUCAUGAGGAGUCCCGUAGCAACAUGGAAGUGGCCCAGGGUGCCCUUCUGGGACUGGUGGUUGACGAUCGGUUGGAAAUCACCAACUGUUUUCCGUUCCCGAAGUCGUCGGAUGAAACCAUCGACGAGGAAGAGUACCAGCUGAACAUGAUGCGUCGGCUGCGUCUGGUCAAUGUGGACCACUUCCACGUCGGAUGGUACCAAAGUGCCGACGUUGGCAACUUCCUGUCGUUGCCGCUGCUGGAAUCCCAGUACCACUAUCAGACCAGCAUUGAGGAAUCGGUGGUGGUCAUUUACGACACGCAGAAGUCGGCUCGCGGUUUUCUGACGCUGAAGGCCUACCGGCUGACUCCGCAGGCCAUCGCCAUGUACAAGGAGGAGAAGUUCACUCCGGAGGCGCUGCGCAACCUAAAGGUUGGCUACGAGAAUCUGUUCAUUGAAAUUCCGAUCGUGAUCAAGAACUCGGCCCUGUGCAACAUUAUGAUGUCGGAGAUGACCGAGAUGGUCCCGGAGGAAGAAGGUACGCACUUUUUGGACCUGGGAACGGCUUCAGUGCUGGAAAAUCAUCUGCGCUGUCUGAUGGACCGCGUCGAUGAGCUUAACCAGGAGGCCAACAAGUUUAACAAGUAUCAGCAAACGGUUAUUCGGCAAGAACAGGACAAGCACCGUAUGCUGGCCAAGCAUGCUCAGGAAAAUGCGGCCCGUAUCGCCAAGGGCGAAGCGCCCCUUCCGGAGGAUGAGGUCCAGAAGCUGUUCCGACCGUUGCCGGUUCCGUCGCGGUUGAACCCGAUGAUCGUGUCCGGACAGAUCAACACCUACGCCCAGCACAUCUCGCAAUUCUGUUCUCAAUCGUUGGCCAAGCUGUACAUGACUCAAGCCCUGCAAGGCGCCAAGGAGAAUAAGCAGUAAACCUGACACGCGGAAUAGUUAAUUGAUGCAUCAUCGAAGGCAAAGUGUGAAACAAACAAUACGAAAAGAACAUUUCCAUAUUAGUGCAGAAGAAAAGUGCGGAAGAAGAACGCUUCGUUGGAGUAAGAUAUCGGUGAAGUUUAUACUGAAGAAGUGGUAAUAAACGGGGAAUUUGUUGCCGGAUAAGUUCUGAAAGACAUCUAUAGGACGCCGAAACGAAUACGAUUCCACACAAGAA
Aedes albopictus (Asian tiger mosquito) is the source of this 1330-nucleotide messenger RNA. RefSeq names its product eukaryotic translation initiation factor 3 subunit H (gene eIF3h). NCBI's taxonomy places the organism in Eukaryota, Metazoa, Arthropoda, Insecta, Diptera, Culicidae. Gene Ontology annotation, cellular component: eukaryotic 43S preinitiation complex; cytoplasm; eukaryotic translation initiation factor 3 complex. Gene Ontology annotation, molecular function: protein binding; metallopeptidase activity; translation initiation factor activity. The record is from RefSeq and is a predicted model, not a curated record. The transcript is spliced from 3 exons. The coding region runs from base 82 to 1092 and encodes 336 amino acids.